AUGCAAUCCAAGAAAACUCUACAAAGCAAAACCCACUUCAGGACCAUUGCCCCAAAAGUUGCACCAAAGGUUGUUUCCACCUGUCCUCCCUCUUUCUCGCCCUCUGUGGGAGACAUCACUGCCUCUAAUGCAAAACCCUUGAUUAUGCAAACUCAAAACUAUGCUUUAAUGAAAGUCACUGGCCAAGAUGGCACUUUUUCUUUAGUAGCUUUACCGCAAGUCUCUCCAUCAAUGGGAGGACAAGUCAUUCAAACUACUGGCAUACCUUUGCAGGAAAAUCUUAAAUUGCCCAUUCCAAGGUACCAGCCUAAUCGAGAGAAGAAAUCAUUGUACAAAAAGUCAAGGGUACUAAACAAAAAUUUAGAAAAAUCUGCAGUAGGUAAAAUUGAAGACAAUAAGGAGAGCAUUAUGAAACCAGACCCCAAAGUAGAGGCUUCAGCACCAAAACUUGCUUCUGUGACCACAGCUGAAGAAGCUGUCUCUGAAAGCAGCGUGUUUCCAAGUGGUGGAGCACAAGUUGCUAAUGUAACAAAUUCAGAGCUGCCAUGCAUUGAUAAAGCAGACCCUUCAAUGUUACCUGCAACUAGUCCUGCAAAGCUCAGUACUGCCCUUGAAAAGAAAGCUGUCCUUGGAGACAGUAGGACUCCAGUGAAAUGUAAAAAUGUCAUAGUGACUGAUUCAACCACUCCUGCAGCAGUUCUAUCUCCUGUGGUUUUUGGCAGUCCAGUUCAUCUCCUGUCAUCUGUGCCGAGGGGAAAACUGCCCAUCUUGCCUUACUCAAAAAUCAAGAAAUCAAUUAUUUCUAAUUGUAAACAGCCAGCGGGCCCUUCCAAGUCACCACAGCCAAAUGUAGUGCAGAGUGGAAUGCAGGCAUCUGCAAGUGAUGUCAAGGCUUCUCCAUCAGUCAGUAUAUCACAAGUCUCCACAAUGGGUGGUCCAUACAAACCAGGCCCCAAAUUUGGUGGUGAUUUAAACCAACAGAAUGGUGUGCCAAGUAAGAAAAGAGGGAAAAAACGAAAAGCUUCAGGUGAGAUUUUGUGGUACCAGACUAAAAUGAGACUGGUUGGAAACAAGCUAAUUAUGUGCAAGGAAAGGGUCAAAUCACAGGCUGCUGAGGCCAAUGAUAAAAAGACUGCAAUAGUGAAGAAAUACAGGAGCAUCAUGCCAAAGCCCUUUGUUGACAUUCAGGGCUUGGCAUCACUUAGCAGCUCUUCCUCUCUACUACUAUCUCAAGUGGGAGAAUCUGCCCUUAGAAAUCGGAUGGUAGGUGUUAGAACACAUAGGUGGAAGCAGAGUGAUACUUUUACAGUUGCUGGCAACGACCGUAAAAUAAUUUCCUUGUCUGCGAAACCACUCUAUAAAUGUCACAUCUGUGAUCAUAGCUUUCAGUUUAAGCACCAUCUGCAAGACCACCUAAACAGCCACAGCAACAAGAGACCCUACCACUGCCGAUUAUGUCGCAAGGCCUAUGUGCAUUCAGGCAGCCUGAGCACACAUAUGAAGCUUCACCACAGUGACAACCGCCUAAAAAAACUGAUGUGCUGCGAGUUUUGUGCCAAGGUGUUCGGACACAUCCGUGUAUAUUUUGGUCAUCUCAAAGAAGUACACCGUGUUAUCAUUAGCACAGAGUCAUCAGCCAAACAAAUGGAGAGGAAAAGUCAAACCCACAAGAAUGCAGCAAAUAUAUUUGACGGGGACAGGACUCCGAAUGAAGAUUAUGCUCUUCAUGGACAAACUGAUGAGAUCCAGCUACAGAUAAAAUGUGGACGUUGUCAUUUCAUCACGCCUACAUUUUCAGACAUGAAAAUCCAUAUGUUUUGUGCACACGGAGAUGAAUUUAAACAGAUAUUACAGGAUGGCGUCCUAGAGAACAGACAAGGUGCUCAGGAGGAGGUGGUCAAGCAUGCAACUCACCACUGGAAGUUGUUGAGUGAGAGGCGGAAUGUGGUCAAGUGCUGUAAAUGUGAUGAGGAAAUUUUUGGCUCCAGCAAACUGAGGAAACAUGUAUGUGUUUCAGACUCUACUCUUGGUGAAUGUAAGGAAACUGAGAUCCCUCCAUCAGUGGAAGGACAGAAUGAAGACCUUCCAUCUGGAUCUCGUACUGAAAUUAAAUUCAACUGUGGAAAUGUUUUUAACUGCCUGUUGUGUAAACAAGUAUUUGAAAUUCAAAAUAAGCUCUUUGAACAUUGGAAGACAAAGCACAACUGUGAUGAUCCCUUUUUACUUUGGACAAUUUUUAGUUCUUUUGCCAAAAAUGAUUCAAAAUAG
Molecule: messenger RNA, 2268 nt
Organism: Staurois parvus
Lineage: Eukaryota; Metazoa; Chordata; Amphibia; Anura; Ranidae
Source: the annotation of a GenBank genome assembly